AUUGUUAAAUGAUCGAUGGCUGUACAUCGUGUUUAGUUCACGUACGUUCUCUUAUCUAGCUUCAGUAACAGCAGCCUUCUAUACCAGUGCGUAUAAAGGUUGCUCCCAAAAUACGCAAUAAUAAGUAUUCUUGCGAUUUUUUCAACUAUAACCUCCGAAGCAAUCAACAAUGAAGCUGCUUUACUUCUUUCUCGUUGCUUUCCUUUACGUCAGCGGAGCUCUAGGAGAUGGACUUAAAUGUACACUUAAGCCUGCAGAUGUACCAAAGUUAUGGUUAGAUAUGGUCGAACCAUGCUCAAAAAUUUUAGAGUCUCAGGUUAAAAUUGAAGUUGAAGCUGCUAUGACAUAUCUUGCAAUGGGUGCCCAUUUUGCACGUGACACAGUCAAUCGUCCUGGUUUUAGUAAAUUCUUCUUUGAUUCUGCUACUGAAGAAAGAGAACAUGCAAUAAAAAUCAUUGAAUAUCUGUUGAUGCGUGGUCAGCUUACAAAUGAUGUUAGCAAACUUUUAAAGUUUCCCCUGAAACCAAAACGUGAAGAUUGGAAAAAUGGUGUUGAAGCUCUUUCAGAUGCUCUUAAUUUGGAAGCUCAAGUAACACGUAGUAUUCGUGACAUCAUUAUAACAUGCGAAAGUCCAAAAUCUGUCAACUUCAAUGAUUAUCAUCUGGUAGACUACCUCACUGGAGAAUUCUUAGAGGAACAAUACAAAGGACAGAGUGAUCUUGCUGGAAAAAUUUCAACAUUGGGUAAAAUGAUGACAACACAUGGAUCGUUAGGAGAAUACCUAUUUGAUAAGAAACUUUUAAACAAUGAAUUGUAAUUUGUAUUUGAUGAACAAAAUCUUAUCCCAAUAAAUGUAUAUGAAAUUAUGGCCAUAUUUAGAAUAAAAUGUCUAACUUUUUGUUUGAUUUAAUUAUACUUUCAUAUAAACAUAAAUUUUAUUUCAUAUAGAAUAUUUUUCUAAAUAUGGUCUGUAAUAUAGAGUAUAUAAACAAACAGGGAACCCUAUUUACAAAUGUUUGUUAAUCUGUAAUAAAUAUGUUACUCAUACUAAAUGAAAUAAAUAUUUUAAGAUUUA
Molecule: messenger RNA, 1075 nt
Organism: Colletes gigas
Lineage: Eukaryota; Metazoa; Arthropoda; Insecta; Hymenoptera; Colletidae
Gene: Fer1HCH
Product: ferritin subunit
Exons: 5
Coding region: 170-817 (215 amino acids)
Biological process (GO): iron ion transport; intracellular iron ion homeostasis
Cellular component (GO): cytoplasm
Molecular function (GO): ferrous iron binding; ferric iron binding
Source: RefSeq, a predicted model, not a curated record